Lethenteron reissneri (Far Eastern brook lamprey) is the source of this 6016-nucleotide messenger RNA. RefSeq names its product steroid 5 alpha-reductase 3 (gene SRD5A3). NCBI's taxonomy places the organism in Eukaryota, Metazoa, Chordata, Hyperoartia, Petromyzontiformes, Petromyzontidae. Gene Ontology annotation, molecular function: 3-oxo-5-alpha-steroid 4-dehydrogenase activity. Gene Ontology annotation, biological process: dolichol-linked oligosaccharide biosynthetic process; polyprenol catabolic process. The record is from RefSeq and is a predicted model, not a curated record. Gene Ontology annotation, cellular component: endoplasmic reticulum.
GUAGGUCGGGGGGGGGGGGGUCUUGUCAGAGCAGAGGUUUUUACCUGCGAGCGGGCGAAAGUGUUGCGCUCACAAUUACCUAUUUCCAAUUAAUUACACAACAAUUAAUUACAUUUAACGCGUAGACUUUCGCGAACGAUACCGUGGAUUACAACUAACUCACAGCCACAACUUGCUUUCAUAGACAGCUGUAAAGUACUGCAAUUGUUUUCUCUAUAGAAUUGUCUUUUUGUUAUGUUUACGGGUAUUAGAAUUACUCUUUGGUUAUUUCGGUAAAGUCACGUAGAAAGGAAAUACAUUUAAUACUAGAAUACGACGUUUCGAUUGCAACACAAGCAACCGUCAUCAGCUUCUGCCAGCCUUGUGACAAUGGCUCUGCUCGCUGCCCUGAGCCUGUUGGAGAUCAUCUGGGCCGUCAUUGGCAUGGGCUUUGUCAUUGCCUUCGCCGUGCACGUGUGCAUGAGGGAUCCGCCCGUGCUGCUCGAGGAUUUGAUCCGCUACGGCAAGAGUAAGGGCGGGCAGCGCGCCGCGUGGAUGCGCGCCCUGGAUGUGCCAAAGCGGUGGUUCAUGCAUUUCUACGUGGUGGCCGUCGUCUCGCACGUGACACUCUUCUCGCUGACUCUCCGUGCGCUGCUGCUGGGCUCCCCGUUUCCUGGCUGGCUCGAGUCUCUCCUGGUUGCCUUUGGCAGCCCCACAAACAAUUUUCCCCAUGGCAUGGAGCUGUCGGUUGUGCUUGCCCAAGCCCUUAUGGUACUCCAAGUAGUGAGGCGACUGGCCGAGUGCCUGUGUCUCAGCGUGUAUUCCAACGCAAUAAUGCAUGCAGUCCAGUAUGGAUACGGUAUGCUCUACUACGUGGUGAUCGCCUUCACGUUGUUGUGUGAAGGCCCAAGCAUGGGAGGAAAAGGGGUGAGUGUGUGGCAGUUGCUGGCCCAGUGGAGAUGGUACCACGUGGCUGGCUCUGUCAUGUUUGCCUGGGCCACGCUCCACCACCAUCGGAGCCACAUCAUCUUGGCCAAUCUGCGAAAGGACAAAGCUGGGCGCGUGGUACACACGAGGUACGUGGUUCCACAUGGAGACUGGUUCGAGCUUGUCUCGUGCCCCCACUACCUGUCCGAGAUCCUGGUCUACGUGGCGAUCGCGGUGGUGCUGGGCGGCGUCCACCGCACGUGGUGCGUGACGUCAUUUAUGGACGGCCCCUUAGCGGGAGUUCAUCGCUGUGCACAGGGCCAUGGCUUGCGUCAACUGACCACCUCAUCCCUCAAUUCCCCACCUCGUUCCUGCCUACAAGGCUACAUCCAGGUUAAUUGAUUUCCCUGAAUUUUUUAUUUGUAAGUUUUAAUAGUAUAACCUUUUAAUAGUCAAGGCUUUAUUUCUGUGCACACACAGGGACCAUUUAAUUCCCACACAAUUAGGAAAUGCAUUAUCUUAUCCGGGAUUUAUAUGAAACUUUUGUAAAAGCGCUUUACAAGAAUUAUAAAUGGUCAAUUAGUUAUAGGCUGAUGGGGAAAUUGGAUUUGAGUGUUGGAGAGGGGAAGGGAAGGCAAGGAAGGGUGAUGAUAGGGAAAGGGAGGAGCGAGGUUAGGAUGGUGAACUGAGAGCGUGAUUAAGGUUUUAAGGACGGGGACGGGAAGUAGUAGGGGAACAUCUUAUCCGUGUCAUCUGCUUAAAACGUUGUUUUAAGAACCUCGUGACAUUGCUUGCAUGAGUAGACUGUUGGGUAUCGAUGUCAUCCACAUAUUUAGAACUUUGACCAACAACAUCCCGCUAAUUACUCAAACAGAAACAUUAGUUUUUUCCGAGAGUGAACUGAAACAAAAAUCUUUCCUCAUUUUGUUUGACAUGAGAAUAGUGUAGUUUCCUUCACAUCGACAAUUCAGUGCACAAACUUCACAAUGAGAAGGUAGGUAUUGUUAUUUGACUUGACACGAGUGAGUGCUGGCGGCACAAGGGCCCCGAGAAUGACGAGCCCCCACUGGUCACCGCUGGUUGCUUCUGAAAAAGCAGCUACUAGCUCAGUGGGCUUUACCUGGUAAGAUAAAAAAGAAUUGUAUGUUAUUUUUAAGCGAAUUAUUUCGCUUUCACAUACUUUACACCCCUAUGUGUUUUUCUACUGUUGUUGUAACGUUCUGACCGCCCCUACUACCUCACCUGGUAUACAAGAGGCUGUGGAUUCAAUCCCUACCCUGACUCCUCCUGUAUAUUUGGAGUUUGCAUGUUCUCCCUGUGGUCGUGUGGAUUUUUCUCUGUAUUCUCAGAUUUUUCCCUCCACAUUUACAAACAUUCGUUUAGAGUAUUUGGCUGCUACAAAUUUUCACGUGAUUAGCCACUUUCUUUGAGCUAUCAUUUGUGGCCAGAUCACUUCUGAAAAAGAGCUACAUAGCUCAGUGGGCCUUACCUGGUAAAAAAGAAAUAGUUUAGUUUAGUUUUUAAUAGCUCAUAGGAUUCUUCCGGCGUAAAUACAUUCUCAUUGUGAGCUGGGCCCCACGUGACGACAGCACCCUGCAACAGCAGCAGCAGCAGCAGCAGCCACGCGCGCACCUUUCCACAGGCCCCGAACGCCUUCCUCACGGCCGAUGGUGCGGUAGGCGGUGAAGGCGCUCGUGUAGCGGCGCGGCAUGCCGAGCUCGCUCCGCUGGGCCUGGAAGCGAACCUUGACCACGUCCGUGGGCUGCGCGAUGGCUACGGCCAAGCCGCCUGUUGUGCAACCGGCCAGGAUCUUGGUCAUCAUGCCCGCCUCUGCAGCACACGGGGACAGCCUUCGUUACGACUCGAGAUCAAGGUCAAGAGGUCAUUGCAGCCAGUCUCAAUGAUGCCAUUGUGCCUCGCCUUCAUUCUGCCAUAUCCUGUAAUGACAAGUGACUGGUAAACUGGCUGAGGCAUGGAGCAAUAUUCCCAGGCACCGCAAACUCCGAGGUUGACUGGAGAGAGGAGAAUAAAUGGGUGUACGCCACAGGCUCGAGAAGAGGUGGGUCAAAUGUGGUGUACGAGGGCUUGAAGAUGACCGGGAAACAAAGACGGCCAGGUGUGGUGCUCGCCACAACCCCCUCUUCGUGCGCCAUGCUGACCUUAAUAGGCACUCGCUAAUGGUGCCUGCCCCAAGUGGCGCUGCGCUACGAACCUGGCGACCCGGGUUCGAUUCCCGCUAACGCCCAACACCAGUGACGAUUAGCUGAACCGGUCCUGGGCCUCCCCUAGGUCAACUCAGCCUCAAAUGAGUACCUGGUACAGUAUGUAAACAUUGGCACUAGGGAUACAAAGGCGGCCGGGCGUGGUGCUGGCCACCCACCCCCUCGUGUGCCAUAAGUGCUUGCUAACAGAACUUGCCCCAACAGUCUGUUAAGGCUACACGGAGGAUCUUUGUCUUUGUGAGUGUGUGCGCUGUGCCCGCUCACGUUCUCCCCCCCUGGUGUAGAAGUCCUUGACGGUGUCGUAGAGGCCGAUGCGGAUGGACGCGAAGCACAUCUGGCGCUGCAGGCCGGCCACCAGCCCAUUGUAGAGGCUGCGGGGGCCCUCCGUGCGCACCAUGGAGGCGAUGGUGCCCACCAGGCCCCUCUGCCGCACGACUCCCGGCGCCAACGCACUGCCACAGGGCGUCUCCCCCUGGAUCUAUCGGGGUGCGGGGGGGUAACGACACACGGGCGGUCUUUUGCACGUCACUUAAUUUCGCACCGUGCGUAGCCAACCACACUCAUCGGAGGUGCGGGUGAAAGACAAGAAACUAAACACACACAAAAGCAGUGAUAGAGAAAUUAUUUUCAAUCUAGAUGAUGAUUUGAAAGUGGACAGCUCCGGUCGCUUCCGAAUAUCGUAAGGAAGAGCAUUCCAGACGGGCUGCAGAAGCGCAUCUGAAAGCUCGCGGUGCGGUGCAUGAGCGCCAAAGCCACUCCUGAGCUCUGCGCAGUACCUGGCCAGGCAUGGUGCUGCACGCCACUGAAACUCUCAAACCGGCUAGGCUGUGCAGUGGCGAGGAUAUGGCAGCACAUGGAAAUGAGCAGUUAAGCGGUCUGUGCGGACCAUUCAGCGUAGUUUCCUCAUUGUGUGGCGGGUUGUCUCCGGCCAUUCCGGUUUUCUCCCACAUUUGCAAAACAUUCAUUAAAGGAAUUGGCCAACUGUCGCAGUAUGGGACUCUCCUGAAAUUGAGUCCUGAAAACCCGGCGAGGCUUAACUGGGCAAAUAAAUCAUAUCGUUACAAUUAUUGGGUUAUUAUAUAUAAUGUAUGUCUUGCUCUCAAACAAAUAUAACGUUUCAUGCCACAACUGCUCUCCACUCUUUCCUAGAUUCCAUCAGAUCUUGAAACUCAAUCGAAAAAUCACCCUUUACUUGUUUAUGGGAAAGCCCCAUUGAGAUCCCAAGGUUCACUAUGAACAGCAUCGCACAAUUUCACACAACGUGGCCUUGACAAUCCGAUUCUCACCCUGGAGUGCCAAUGACCUAGCCUCCUCCAUUCUGCACCCAACACAACCUCCUCGUUCUGAUUCAGCCAACAGAACUUUACAGACACUCUUCCGCUCCAACUUGCAAGUUGUUUACCCUAUUCUGCGCAAGAAAUAACUCCACAUCCUUUUGUAGUUUUCUUACACUCAAACGACUGCAGCUCGGUAAGAUUUCACUCACUUCUAACGUAGACUCUUUCUUCGUGCCUCAAAAACUUCCUGGAACAAUAUUGUUGGCCGUACCCAGUUUAUUACACUUCACCACUGAAGCAAAACACCUCUUACCUUCCUGCUCACAUACAACAUUGUGCGUGCAUCGUUUUAUUACUCCUGACACGUCUGACAUGUGAAUCACACGAGAUGGUAAACAUCGGACGAGCUGUAAAUAGCUCGUCAAGACGAUGCUGUUUUCAGUGCCAAGCCAAACCAGGAAAUCAACUCAUCGAUGAAACGAAAACAAUAUUAAAAUGUUAUUAUUUUUAUUAAAUUUGCAUCACAUUGGUGGAGAACCCGUUGGUCUGCAACAGAAAAUUAGAACUCACAAUCCUGUAGUCAGAGCACUGAAAUUAAUAUUCUUUUAAGUACUGUAAAAAAUGCCAGGAUAAUAUUUACUGUAUUGUGAUGUUUUUUUUAUAUUCUCUAGAAUGUAAAGAAUAUUCUUGCGAAAGAAUUACAUAAAUAGGAGCACAAAAUAAAAAAAUAGAGCUUUUUUGUUUUCGCCAAACUUAUUUAGCCGUUUCAAUGUAACUCAGUGUUUAAAUGUUGACUAAAAACUUUCGUGACUGCAGGAAUUCCUAUACUUUGGGUCUUUCGGUAAAGUCACGUAGAUAGGUUCAAAGAAAAAAACUACGACGUUCCUGAUGACGAACGCUUGUGUUGCGAUGGAAACGUAGUUUUUUGUUAUUUUCUGUAAUUUUCUUUGAACCUAUCUACAUGACCCAAAGAAUAUGAACUCAAUGUUUAUUUGCCACAUGGAAAAUCUUGUUUAGCCAGUUACCCAACUACUUUCGGUGGCAAUAGCCCGCAGUAGCCACUACCAACAGAGUUACCGUGGGGGUGAAGAGAAGCCCAGCAAGCAGCCAGCCAGGAAACUCGAGGCAUAGAUAAUUUUUAAUAGUACAUGUAGUAUGAUUAUUCGAGAAACUGUUUGCCACAAAAGCUCCAAAUGAUUAAAAACUACCAAAAAAAGGUAUUGAUGUUGGUCCAUCUCUCACACUGGACAUUUAACAACACUUGUGUAACAACAGCUGCACUUUGUGGGAAGAGUUAAUAUUUGAGUUGCGGAGUGCAUGUGACGCAAGUGUAACCGAGGCUCGAGAGGGCAGCUCCACGCCCAUGUGUGCAGAGAGCAUGUGAGACGCACAACGACUUUGUGUACGGAAACUGCUUUAUUUGCGUUAAACGGGCUCCCACAUUCUCUCGCCAAUGACAUCUGGUGAUCCAGCAGUGUUUGUUUCACAAACCGGACUGCUGAUGAGACUCGGAUGGCCGAUACCGGUCCAGAGUUUGGUCGCCUAGACGGGUGCUGCCUUUGUCUCCCCAGUGAGGCUGAGUCGACCUAGGGGAGGCCCAGGACCGGUUAA